Messenger RNA from Brienomyrus brachyistius, 2989 nucleotides. Its product is annotated as gastrin-releasing peptide receptor-like. The record is from RefSeq and is a predicted model, not a curated record. The coding region runs from base 395 to 1480 and encodes 361 amino acids. Lineage: Eukaryota; Metazoa; Chordata; Actinopteri; Osteoglossiformes; Mormyridae. Gene Ontology annotation, molecular function: G protein-coupled peptide receptor activity. Gene Ontology annotation, biological process: G protein-coupled receptor signaling pathway. Gene Ontology annotation, cellular component: membrane. The transcript has 4 exons.
CUGGCUGACCGUGACGCAGGAGCAGCGAGGUUUUCAAAGCCGCUCGAGUCUGCCAGCUCAGUGUAAGUGAACGGAUCGAGAAGCUUCAGUCACUGUUCGUUCUCAAGAAAAAUACACAGAGAAUAAAAGAGCUGAUAUGUUGGACUGAAAAUCCAAGAGAAUUUAUAUUGACAUUUCAGAAAACUGAAUACAGCUGCGACGCUUACUGUGUAAGAAGCUAUUGACCGAAAACAAAUACAGAGCUCCAACUUUUAAAAAUGACGCAUUUUGGUUUGUUUUUUGUUGUUUGUUGUUAAAAAAAUAUUAAAAUUAUGUUUCGCAAACUGAUGCAUUUCUUAUGACUUUGUGUAGAUCAUAACGAAUUUUUAGCGCUAUAUAAAACAAAGUUUGGAAAAUGUCUUCAGAUGAAUCGUUUAUUUUACGUCAAGAAUUAACAAGCAUGUUUUCCUCAAAUACCUCCUUGGCAAACCGCACUCAUCGGCUGUCCUUACAUCCGAUAUGGUAUCCUGGCAUAAUCAUCGCCACGGUUUAUGGGUUUAUGAUACUCGUCGGGGUCGUGGGAAACAUCACCCUGAUCAAGACGUUUUACGCCAUGAAGUCGAUGAGAAAUGCCCCCAACCUCUUCAUGUCCAGCCUGGCCCUGGGGGACCUGCUGCUUCUCCUCACCUGCGCUCCCGUCGAUGCCAGCCGCUAUCUGGCUGACGAGUGGCUUUUCGGCAGGGUGGGAUGCAAACUCAUACCCUUCAUCCAGCUUACCUCUGUCGGGGUCUCUGUUUUCACGCUGACCGUCCUUUCUGCAGAUAGGUACAAGGCAAUCGUCAGACCAAUGACUGUACAACCCUCCAAUGCUAAAGCGAAAAUCUGCUUCAUAGUGGCAAUGAUCUGGAUAUUUUCCAUGGCCUUGGCCAUCCCUGAAGCCAUCUUCUCUGACCUCCAUACUUUCAACAUCACCAGGACUAAUGAGACAUUUGUAACUUGCGCCCCCUAUCCACACACAGGAGAUCUGCACCCCAAGAUCCACUCUAUGGCCUCUUUCCUCAUUUUCUAUGUCAUACCCCUGCUCAUUAUUUCGAUCUAUUACUCUUUCAUUGCCAGAAGCCUCUUCAGGAGCGCAUCUAACAUGCCAGGAGAAGGAAAUGUGCCCGUGAGAAGACAGGUGGAGACCAGAAAGAGGCUGGCGAAGACCGUUUUGGUGUUUGUGGGCCUGUUUGCGGUUUGCUGGCUUCCCAGUCAUGCGUUGUACCUGUACCGCUCUUACCACUACAGCGAGGUGGACACAUCUAUGCUUCACUUCAUCUCCAGUGUCAGCGCCCGCCUCUUGGCCUUUGCCAACUCCUGCGUCAACCCCUUUGCCCUCUACCUACUGAGCCACAGCUUCCAGAAGCAAUUCAACAAGCAGCUAUGCUGCUGCUGCCCACUGGCCAUUGGCCGUCCUGUGUCAGGGCAACCCCUUCCCCAUGAUUUUCAUCAGGAGCACUAGCCAAUCGCGCGGCAAAUUCGGCUUCAUCUACAGUAACCAGCUGUGAAACGAAGCAGCGUGCUUUUGUCGCAUAACUCUCUACCUUGUUUGAGAAGUGAAUUCCUAGGAACUUGAAUGAACUUAGACGCAGCGUGGGACUGCCGGGUGAAAAUAGUUUGUUGGAGGGGAUAACAGUUUGACACAAGAAGUAAAAAAAAAGUAACUGAUGGUAAAUGAAUUAAAUCAGUCUGAAACAGACAGAUUUUGAUUAUCCCACACAUUAUUUCCUCAGUGUUGCUCACAUCAAAAUAAUACAGUUACUGUAAGAGUAUUAGAGAAAUUAGCCGAUUAAGCCACACCCACAACUGACACGGGUGUAUGAUUAAGCACACAGCCAGCAGUUUUCUGUAAGAAAUAGAAUGGAUUUUCAUAGAGAGGAUAUUAAUGAGUUUCAACUUGGCACCAUUAUUGGAUGCCGUUUACCAAAUUUCUGGCCUGCUAGAGCUGCCCUAGUCAAGUGAUUUGACCGAACAUCCUGAUCACCGAACAUCAAUACUCUACCCAAAUGACCUCAAAUCGCACCAGCAAUAUUGCAAAAUCUAAUGAAGAGCUGUCCUUCAUACAACAUUACAAAAUGGUGUCCAUAUAGUGUACUGUAUAUACUUUGCUUUUUUUUUUUUCAAUGAGCCCCUGUAGGUCAGAUCACCCAAUCACAUGGCUUCUCCUACCACUACUACGCCGCUGACAUCCAGAUCUACUUGACAUUCUACCUCGAUCUCUGCAUGCCUGGGUGACAUGGCAUCCUGGAUGAGGGACCAUCACCUCCAGCUUAACCUCUCCAAGACUGAGCUUGUUAUCUUGCCUCCCAGCCCUAUUAUCCACCAUGACAUCACUUGGAUCAUCCAACCUGUCUUCAUCAAGGUCCAUCAAUGAUCAAGCACUCAUCCCCAUGAAAAGGCUUCACAUGACCUGUGUUCCAUCUUGCCCCCUUCAUUCAGCAAACCAAUUUGACUUGAAGAUCCUUCCAUCACACAAGAAGUUUCACUCCACAGUGUUCUCUUGUGUGGUUCCCCAGUGGUGGAAUGAGCUGCUGAACCACAUCCAGUCAUCAGACUCCCUCUUCACCUUCAAGAAGAGCCUCAAGACCUAAUUGUUCCAUGAAUUCCUCUACUAGGCUGAUGCCUCUGUAUGUUCCCUGAAUGUUCUUACAGUAUGUUACACUUCUUGUCAUUGAAUAGAUUUAUUAGGCUCUUGCUUUGUUAGAAGUUGUCGUGCAGCUCUUGCUCCAAUCCUGCUUACACUUGUACCUGGGAAUUCACUGGAAGCUCAGUCUAGUCACACUAAUGCUUAGUCGACUCCUUGACAGCAUGUAUGUUUGUAAUGUUCUAAUUGCCGCACUUGUACGUCACUUUGGACAAAAGUGUCUGCUAAAUGUGUAAAAUGUAACUUAAUAGUACUUGGAUAAUACGUGUAGCUGAAAGUUGUAUCUCAAGUGUAAGAAAAAGAGUAUAAAAAUAAUUAUAGAUUUUG